AUGGAUUGGUUCCACUGCAACCAGUGUUUCAGGAAGAGCGGGUCAAAGUUCGCUGUGUCCAGCUGCGGCCACAUCUGCUGUGAAGCUUGCAUUAAACCAAAGCAGUGCAGCGUGUGCGGGGCGAGCUGCAGCUUCCUGCCCAUCACUGACGAGGUUCGGUCCACCCUGUCCUCAGCACAAACCAUCAGUGUUCAGGUUUCAUUCACGAGCUUUCUGUUUCAGAUGAAGCCGCAGGAAAAAGUGUUUUUCAAGGAUCCUGUAAAACUCAUUCAGUCCAGGAUGGCGCACUUAUCCCAGAUCGCAGUUUUUCAGCGGUCUCAGAAGGAUGGAGUCAUAGCUCACCUGAGGAACAAGUCAUGUGAGCUGGAGAGGCGUCUAAAGGAAGUCAGCGAGCAAGGCUACAGGCAAAUGUCUGAGCUGAAAAGAGAAAACGCAGAGUUAAAAAAGCAGCUGACGGAGCUGAAGAGAGAAACUGCGGAGUUAAAGAAGCCCCUCUCUCAGAGGAGGGUUUCUCCGGGACAUUUUCAAACUGCUGGGACUCAGAGGGUGUCGCUGCCGGUGGCCGUUACCUCACCAGUUACGCCUCGAUCAAGAACUGUGAGUCACGGAGGCUCAGCGGAGUCCCAGAGGUGGUCCAGAGACAGAGCUCUUUCUCUCACUACUCCUGGAUCGGUGGCCUCCAUUUCCAGCCUCAGCUCUCUUCUUGAACACAGAACACCUCCAUCUUUCAGCACUCCUACAAGAGCUCAGACUCCCGUGUUUCAGUUCCCGUUUAUGAACGGAUUGUCACUACAGUCACCCAGACGGUGA
Molecule: messenger RNA, 810 nt
Organism: Nematolebias whitei (Rio pearlfish)
Lineage: Eukaryota; Metazoa; Chordata; Actinopteri; Cyprinodontiformes; Rivulidae
Product: RING finger protein 212B-like
Biological process (GO): homologous chromosome pairing at meiosis; protein sumoylation; reciprocal meiotic recombination
Cellular component (GO): synaptonemal complex
Molecular function (GO): SUMO transferase activity
Source: RefSeq, a predicted model, not a curated record